Drosophila persimilis is the source of this 2830-nucleotide messenger RNA. RefSeq names its product toll-like receptor 2 (gene Toll-9). Gene Ontology annotation, molecular function: protein binding; transmembrane signaling receptor activity. The record is from RefSeq and is a predicted model, not a curated record. Gene Ontology annotation, cellular component: membrane. Gene Ontology annotation, biological process: immune response; toll-like receptor signaling pathway; inflammatory response. Lineage: Eukaryota; Metazoa; Arthropoda; Insecta; Diptera; Drosophilidae. The transcript is spliced from 6 exons. The coding region runs from base 1 to 2754 and encodes 917 amino acids.
AUGCCUUCAAUAUUCAUAUUAGAAGUGUUUCUCGUUCUGUCUCUGCUACGGGAAAAUGCACAAGUAAUACAUGCCAUCGAGCUAUCAAAUUCCGAAGGGUUGCCCGACACCAUAACAAACCCAAAUCUGCAGCAGAUUAGGAGCGAGGAAAGUGGAGAGUCCACUGCGGAUGCGGAUCUAAAGUCUGCUUUGCUCAAAUACGAUUCUGAUGACGGCAAUAGUUGUCUCUUGGAUAUCAUCAAGGAAGAUGUGCUCUGGUGGACAUUCCCAAAUGGAACCCUGAAGCGACUGAAUGGAAAAUACUCACCAUAUUUAUAUUUGGACCUAUCGCAUGGCAACAUGAAGGAAGACACUGACUUGUUCCAACAAACCAAACUAUCAACAAUUCCGUUUAACACAAGGAAAGUUGAAGUUUUUUCGGCUGCCUUCAACACUCUCAACGCAGUCCCCUACCAGGCCCUGUACUCUUUAAAGGACUCGUUGAAGCUUUUAUCUUUGCGGGGAAACAAAUUCGCUGACCUACUGCCGGAUGCUGAGGCCUUUGAGCGGUUUUUGAAUGAAACUCGUUUGGACUCCAGUUACACUACACAACACAAAUGCGAGCAGUUUCUUGCAUCAAAUGCCACUGAUCUGUAUGAUCGAGAGUGCUUUCUAUACAUACACAACAACACGAACACGAGCAACGCCAAUAUGGCCCCAAAGAAUGAUAAAACCUAUGGGGAUUACAUUCAGUUCCUGAGAGAGAAGGUUGACCUUCUUGAUAAGUCGCAGCAAUCCAUUGCAUGGGCCACCUUUCCGAAUCUAACGCGACUUGUGGAACUAGACAUCAGCAACUGCAGCAUUGAGUAUGUGGAGAAGGAAGUCUUUAAGAACCUCACCAACUUGAAGAGGCUCUUCAUGUCGGACAAUAAAAUAAUGACUAUUCAACAGGAUACGUUCUAUUAUAUUCAGAGAGUGCAAUAUUUGGAUAUUUCCUUCACCAACGUACUGACGUAUAGCUACCAAAUAUCUAUGCCCACACUUGAAAUGGCCAUGAGCCUUAUAUACGGCCUAAAGAUACAGCAGAACGCUUUUAAACUUUUACCGGAAUUGGUGUACCUGGAUGUUUCCCACUCGAAAAUGACCCGCAAUAGUGCCGUGGCAUUUGCUCAUUUAGGGCCAAAGCUUAAGUUUCUCAGCUUGUGCUACACGGCCAUUCCCAUGGUGAGCAGCGCUAUGUUCAAAAACACCGCCCUGGAAGGGCUUGAUUUGUCGGGGAACCCCUUCGUGUCGAACAACAUCUUAGAUGACGCAUUCGAUGGGAUUGCCAGAACGUUGAAGUACCUUUAUUUUGAACACUCCAACCUCAAGGAUAUGGAGUGGGCCAGGCCCUUGAAGAACGUGCAAAUCCUGGGUCUGGCUGGUAACAACAUAAAUGCUUUGUCUUCGACCAUGUUUGAGUCGCUGAAGAGCUUGGAAAUCCUCGAUUUAAGCUCAAACCACGUUGGGAAUUGGUAUAAGAGCGCUUUUGACAAUAACUUCGAACUGCGUGUGCUAAAUCUUCGCAGUAAUAACAUCAAUGUCCUCACAAAUGAGAUGCUCAAGGACUUUGAACACCUGGAGUACCUCAGUCUCGGCGACAACAACUUCAUUUGCAACUGCCACCUGAGGGAAGUGGUCGAGGUGGCUGCGGGUAACAACAAGGAGGCCGACUGCUCGUACAACCUGCUCAACAUAAACACCGCAAAUUCGUUGAAUAUCCAAAAACUGCUGGGUACCGCAGAAACUCUAAAUAUUGAUCGCAAGCUCUGGCAGAGCCGAUUUCUGCCACAGUUGACGAAGAGCUACAACAACAUUAAGGACUAUAAGCGCGUGAACAAGAUUUUUAAACUGCGAUUCAUAGCUGAAGGGUAUAAUGCCUCAAGGUGUCCCGCCUCGACCCCCUACCAGAUGUCUGAGUUAAGCAGCGAACUAGUGACCUUAAAAUUUCAGCUGCUUGACUAUGAUGCGACACAAUAUUGGUGCUUCAAUGACACCGAUCAAUUGCAGGUUGAGGAGCUGAAUUGUCAGGUUCGAACCAUGACUGAGAUCGCGACGAAAUUGCACAACCUUACGACGACGGUUAUCGCGGUGGUUGCCAGCAUCCUUGGCCUGUCCAUUUGUGGCUUCAUCAUCUAUCUGAAGCGUUGGCAUAUACACUACUACUACUCGUCGCUAAAGUCCGCAGCCCUCCUUUCCAGCGCAUCUAAAGAGUCCGUGGACAGCCUUACGCAUUUGUCCCAACGAGAUCCCAGCGCGGUCUACGACAUCUUCAUCAGCUACUGCCAAAACGAUCGAACGUGGGUGUUGAACGAACUGCUGCCUAAUGUCGAGGAAGCAGGAGAUAUUUCCAUAUGUCUUCAUGAAAGAGAUUUUCAGAUCGGAGUGACUAUACUGGACAACAUUAUCUCAUGCAUGGAUCGUUCGCACUCAUUGAUGCUGAUUAUAUCCUCCAAGUUUCUACUCAGCCACUGGUGUCAAUUCGAAAUGUAUCUGGCCCAGCAUCGCAUCUUUGAGGUCAGCAAAGAGCAUUUGAUCCUCGUAUUCCUGGAGGAUAUACCGCGUAGCAAGCGCCCGAAAACCCUACAAUAUUUAAUGGAUGUAAAAACAUAUAUCAAAUGGCCAGUCGGCAAAGGCGACGAAAAACCAAAGCUGGAGGAGCGUAAACUAUUUUGGAAACGCUUAAGAAGAUCGCUGGAAGUCAUUGGCAUCAGUAGUUCGAAAGAGAGAGCUUGAGAAAACACUUACCAUCACAUUCAUUAAAGAGUCCUAGUCAGUUUUGCAAGUACCUGAUAAUAUAUAGAUUAAUACG